This is a messenger RNA of Perognathus longimembris pacificus (Pacific pocket mouse), 3201 nucleotides long. Its product is annotated as contactin-4-like. Gene Ontology annotation, molecular function: cell-cell adhesion mediator activity. The record is from RefSeq and is a predicted model, not a curated record. Lineage: Eukaryota; Metazoa; Chordata; Mammalia; Rodentia; Heteromyidae. The transcript is spliced from 22 exons. The coding region runs from base 61 to 3138 and encodes 1025 amino acids. Gene Ontology annotation, biological process: cell-cell adhesion; brain development.
GGCAGCGAUUCCCUUCACCUGCUAUUGGACUUGCAAUCACUUUGACCUCAGAAGCUGAAGAUGCGGUUGCCAUGGGAACUGCUAGUCCUGCAAUCCUUCAUGUUGUGCCUUGCAGAUGACUACACACUUCAUGGGCCCGUUUUUGUUCAAGAACCAAGUCAUGUCAUGUUCCCUUUGGAUUCCGAGGAGAAAAAAGUGAAGCUCAAUUGUGAAGUGAGGGGGAAUCCAAAACCUCAUAUCAGGUGGAAGGUAAAUGGAACAGACGUUGACAUCGGCAUGGGUUUCCGCUACAGUGUUGUGGAAGGCAGCUUGUUGAUCAAUAACCCCAAUAAAACCCAAGAUGCCGGAACAUACCAGUGCAUAGCAACAAACUCAUUUGGGACCAUCGUUAGCAGAGAAGCAAAGCUGCAAUUUGCUUAUCUGGAAAACUUUAAGACAAGGACAAGAAGCACUGUGUCUGUUCGUCGAGGCCAGGGAAUGGUACUUCUGUGUGGCCCACCACCCCAUUCUGGAGAGCUGAGCUAUGCCUGGAUCUUCAAUGAAUACCCUUCCUAUCAGGAUAAUCGUCGCUUUGUUUCUCAGGAGACUGGAAAUCUGUAUAUUGCAAAAGUAGAAAAAUCAGACGUUGGUAAUUAUACCUGCGUGGUUACAAAUACUGUGACAAACCACAAGGUCCUGGGGCCACCCACACCACUAAUACUGAGAAAUGAUGGGGUGAUGGGUGAAUAUGAACCCAAAAUAGAGGUGCAGUUUCCAGAAACAGUCCCGACCGCUAAAGGAGCCACAGUCAAGCUGGAAUGCUUUGCUUUAGGAAAUCCAGUACCAACUAUUAUCUGGAGGAGAGCUGAUGGAAAGCCCAUUGCAAGGAAAGCCAGAAGACACAAGUCAAAUGGGAUCCUGGAAAUUCCCAAUUUCCAGCAGGAAGAUGCUGGCUGGUAUGAGUGUGUGGCUGAGAACUCCCGAGGCAAAAAUGUAGCCAAGGGACAGUUGACUUUCUAUGCUCAACCUAGUUGGAUUCAAAAAAUAAAUGAUAUUCACGUAGCCAUGGAAGAAAGUGUCUUCUGGGAAUGUAAGGCGAAUGGGAGGCCCAAGCCUUCAUACAGAUGGCUAAAAAAUGGUGAACCACUGUUAACGAGGGAUAGAAUUCAGAUUGAGCAAGGAACACUCAACAUAACAAUCGUGAAUCUCUCAGAUGCUGGCAUGUAUCAGUGCGUGGCAGAAAAUAAGCAUGGGGUUAUCUUUACCAACGCCGAGCUCAGUGUCAUAGCUGAAGGUCCAGAUUUUUCAAGAACACUCUUGAAAAGAGUGACUCUUGUCAAAGUGGGAGGUGAAGUUGUCAUUGAGUGUAAACCCAAAGCAUCUCCAAGGCCUGUCUACACAUGGAGGAAAGGAAGGGAAAUACUGAAAGAAAAUGAAAGAAUUACCAUUUCUGAAGAUGGAAACCUCAGAAUCAUUAAUGUGACUAAAUCAGAUGCCGGAAGUUAUACCUGUAUAGCCACUAACCAUUUUGGAACUGCCAGCAGUACUGGAAACUUGGUAGUGAAAGAUCCCACCAGGGUCAUGGUGCCCCCCGCCAGCAUGGACGUCACUGUGGGAGAGAGCAUUGUUCUGCCCUGCCAGGUGACACACGACCACUCACUUGACAUUGUGUUCACCUGGACUUUUAAUGGACACCUGAUUGACUUCGACAAAGAUGGAGACCACUUUGAAAGAGUUGGAGGGGAUUCAGCUGGUGAUUUGAUGAUCCGAAACAUCCAACUGAAGCAUGCUGGGAAAUACGUCUGCAUGGUCCAGACAAGUGUGGACAGACUAUCUGCUGCUGCAGACCUGAUUGUAAGAGGUCCUCCGGGUCCCCCAGAGUCUGUGACCAUUGAUGAAAUCACAGACACCACUGCUCAGCUUUCCUGGAGUCCCGGGCCUGACAACCAUAGCCCAGUCACCAUGUAUGUCAUCCAAGCCAGGACUCCAUUCUCCGUGGGCUGGCAAGCAGUCAGUACAGUCCCAGAACUCAUUGAUGGGAAGACAUUCACAGCGACGGUGGUGGGUUUGAACCCCUGGGUUGAGUAUGAAUUCCGCACUGUGGCAGCUAAUGUGAUUGGCAUUGGAGAACCCAGUCGGCCCUCAGAGAAACGGAGGACAGAAGAAGCCCUCCCUGAAGUCACCCCAGCUAACGUCAGUGGUGGCGGAGGCAGCAAAUCUGAACUGGUUAUAACCUGGGAGACGGUCCCCGAGGAAUUACAGAAUGGCCGAGGAUUUGGGUAUGUGGUGGCCUUCCGGCCACACGGCAGAAUGAUCUGGAUGCUGACCGUCCUGGCCUCUGCCGACGCCUCCAGAUACGUGUUCAGGAAUGAGAGUGUGCGCCCUUUCUCUCCCUUUGAGGUGAAAGUGGGCGUCUUUAACAAUAAAGGAGAAGGGCCCUUCAGCCCCACUACGCUGGUGUAUUCUGCUGAAGAAGAACCCACCAAACCACCAGCUAGCAUCUUUGCUAGAAGCCUUUCUGCCACAGAUAUUGAAGUUUUCUGGGCCUCCCCCCUGGGGAAAAAUAGAGGACGGAUUCAAGGCUAUGAGGUAAAAUAUUGGAGACACGACGACAAGGAAGAAAAUGCUAGAAAAAUACGCACAGUUGGAAAUCAGACAUCAACAAAAAUCACCAACUUAAAAGGCAGUGCCCUGUAUCACUUGGCUGUCAAGGCGUAUAAUUCGGCGGGGACAGGCCCUUCCAGCGCCACGGUCAAUGUCACCACUAGAAAGCCACCACCAAGCCAACCCCCUGGAAACAUCAUAUGGAAUUCAUCGGACUCCAAAAUUAUCCUGAACUGGGAUCAAGUGAAGGCUCUGGAUAAUGAGUCCGAAGUAAAAGGAUACAAAGUUUUGUACAGAUGGAACCGACAAAGCAGCACAUCUGUCAUCGAAACAAAUAAAACAUCUGUGGAGCUGUCAUUGCCUUUCGAUGAAGAUUACAUCAUCGAAAUUAAGCCAUUCAGCGACGGCGGGGAUGGCAGCAGCAGCGAACAAAUCCGAAUUCCAAAGAUAACAAAUUCCUAUGCAAGAGGCUCCGGGGCUUCCACUUCGAAUGCGUGUACACUGUCAGCCAUCAGCACCAUAAUGAUCUCCCUCACAGCCAGGUCUAGUUUAUGACAAAAGUGAGCGAAAGGACUUGCUAUUUAUAAUCUAAACAACAUCUAGCUAGUUGUUUUUGAA